GCGAUGAGUGGUGCAAUGUAGCAGCCUGUCGCGGCGAAGCGCGUGUCAUUUCUCGAAUCCAUCGAUGGGCUGCCAGCAGUCGACGCCCGUGCGCGACCCGCAGCCGGUCGCUGCCGUCGAUCUUACCAACAAAUCGCUCUCGACGAUCGGAGACGCGCUUCAAGAAGACACAGCAGAGAAGUGGGCGGUCACGGUCCAGCGCGUCAAGAGCAAUGCCAUCCCAGAAGAGGCCAAGACGCCUCUUGCGGCUCAGGGCAUGUCACCACGCCGUGUCUCGGUCGCCGCCGACGUUGUUUCGGACCACGCGCCGGUCGCUGCGGUUGUCGACGACGCCAUCGCUGAGAACGACGCGGCGCUGGCCACGAUCGCGGACGCCUUGGCCGACGACGUGGCAGACAAGUGGGAAGCGCUGGUGCACGAGGUCGAGAUCUCGCGCAGCGCACCUGUCUCUGCCACCGAGAAAUCGCCCGCAGAAAGCGAUACGACCAACUUGGCAGCUGUCGCUGACGAGAACGCCGCUGUGCCUCCGGCCAUGGAUGAAGCUGCCGACGAAGAUUCGCCCAUGGAGACGACGAUUGUCCAAGCCGAGGGCAUCGAUCCACCGGCCAUCGUCAUCGACGAAGUCGAGAUGGAAGUCAUCAUGAUUGCGCCGUUGCACGACGGCGACACCAUGGACACUGUUGUCGAAGAACUGUCCGAGGUCGACGUCGACGUGGUCGAUGCUACCGACGAAGCGACGGACAACGAGACGGUUGAUGUUGUUGAAGAGUCGACAGUGGUUGACGAAGAGGAAGUGGAUGCUGCCGUGCCCAUGCCGCGCAGCACGGUGGGUCAGGAGUAUGUGCUGGACGAUCUCAUUGGGAGCACGGUGCCCGUGCACACGCGCGUCGUGGCCGCUGGCAUCGUCGACGAGAUCAUCGAAAGCGCCGUCGCGCGCGUCAACGCCAAGGAAACCGUUGAGGUCGACAUUGACGCCGAGAUGGACGCCGAGCAAAAGCUCCUUCAGGUCCAGCACGACCUUGCUGAGAUCGCUGCGGAGCUCGAGCAGAUCAAGGAAGCAAGCGAGAAGAUCGACAGCACGAACGAGUCGGACUAUAUUGGUAACGAGAUCGCGCCACAAGACGAGCCGGUACCACAGUCAUCGGACGCCACGACGGCCGACAUUGACAACCCAAUGGUCCCCAAGGCACCGUCUAGCAAGGCACCGUCAAGCAAGGCGCCGUCAAGCAAGAGCAAGCACUACAAGUCGCUCGGGUCGAGCGUCGAGAGUGGUAUCGUCAUGUACAACGUCCAAGUCCCAAGCGGCCGCGUCAUCCACAAGCGCUACAAUGACUUCAAGGUCCUUUACAGCGACAUGGCGCACGUCAUGCUCGUCAACGACGUCCACGGUGGCGGCGGUCUUCCGCCCAUGCCUCGCGCAGGUAUGAUGUCGCGCUUCACGCGCCAAAACAAGGCGAUGGUCCAGGAGCGCGAGCAGGUGUUCGAGUCGAUUUUGAAUGCGAUUGCAGAGCACCCGAUCGCGAGCCACAGCCCCGAGUUCCAGCACUUUCUGCGUUAA
Saprolegnia parasitica CBS 223.65 is the source of this 1558-nucleotide messenger RNA. RefSeq lists its product as hypothetical. NCBI's taxonomy places the organism in Eukaryota, Oomycota, Saprolegniomycetes, Saprolegniales, Saprolegniaceae. The transcript has 2 exons. The coding region runs from base 65 to 1558 and encodes 497 amino acids. Gene Ontology annotation, molecular function: phosphatidylinositol binding. The record is from RefSeq and is a predicted model, not a curated record.